Molecule: messenger RNA, 2008 nt
Organism: Zea mays
Lineage: Eukaryota; Viridiplantae; Streptophyta; Magnoliopsida; Poales; Poaceae
Source: RefSeq, a predicted model, not a curated record
GCCGCGAUCCAGAUCCAGGUACGUCUUCCUCCAGCCCCGCGAUUUCACCUCCACCCCCGCUUCUCCUGCGGCAAUCCAUCGCUCGCGUCGUCCCUACUGGGUGACAAGAGGGCGACCACGCCCACCUCCACACUCUUCGACCUGUCCCCAGCCUGCCGCUGCAUUUUCUCUAUCUUCCGUCCGGCUAUUUUUUUGCUGAAUGGUUGUUCAGCAUGGGUCUGGUGAAGGAAGGCGUCGACAUGGAGGAGGGAACCCUAGAGAUCGGCAUGGAGUACAGGACUGUAUCUGGUGUGGCCGGGCCUCUGGUUAUCUUGGAUAAAGUAAAGGGCCCAAAGUACCAAGAAAUUGUAAACAUCCGACUUGGAGAUGGCACCACUCGCCGUGGUCAAGUCCUUGAAGUUGAUGGAGAAAAAGCUGUUGUGCAGGUUUUUGAAGGAACUUCUGGAAUAGACAACAAAUACACAACCGUGCAGUUUACAGGCGAGGUUUUGAAAACUCCUGUCUCACUCGAUAUGCUUGGGCGCAUUUUUAAUGGUUCUGGAAAACCUAUUGACAAUGGCCCCCCGAUAUUACCUGAAGCCUACUUGGAUAUCUCUGGAAGUUCUAUUAAUCCCAGUGAGAGAACCUAUCCAGAGGAGAUGAUCCAAACUGGGAUAUCCACCAUUGAUGUGAUGAACUCCAUUGCUCGUGGGCAAAAAAUCCCCCUAUUUUCUGCUGCUGGACUCCCUCACAAUGAAAUUGCUGCUCAGAUCUGUCGUCAGGCUGGCCUUGUGAAGACAUUGGAGAAAGGAAAGCAUGCAGAGGGUGGUGAAGAUGACAACUUUGCUAUUGUGUUUGCUGCUAUGGGAGUGAACAUGGAAACAGCUCAAUUCUUCAAACGUGAUUUUGAAGAGAACGGUUCCAUGGAACGGGUCACCCUUUUUCUGAAUCUGGCUAAUGAUCCCACCAUUGAACGUAUUAUCACCCCUCGGAUUGCUCUAACAACAGCAGAAUAUUUGGCAUAUGAAUGUGGGAAGCAUGUACUUGUCAUCUUGACAGAUAUGAGCUCUUAUGCAGACGCACUUCGUGAGGUUUCUGCAGCCCGAGAAGAGGUGCCAGGUAGGCGUGGUUAUCCUGGAUAUAUGUAUACUGAUCUGGCAACAAUAUAUGAGCGUGCUGGGCGUAUUGAAGGAAGAACAGGGUCCAUUACCCAAAUUCCUAUUCUGACAAUGCCUAAUGAUGAUAUCACACACCCAACUCCGGACCUUACUGGAUACAUUACUGAGGGACAGAUAUACAUUGAUAGGCAGCUCCAUAACAGACAGAUUUAUCCACCUAUCAAUGUCCUGCCAUCUCUAUCUCGAUUGAUGAAGAGUGCUAUUGGUGAGGGCAUGACACGUAGAGACCAUUCGGAUGUGUCUAAUCAGCUUUAUGCCAACUACGCAAUUGGAAAGGAUGUUCAGGCCAUGAAGGCAGUCGUUGGAGAGGAGGCACUCUCGUCUGAGGAUCUGCUUUACUUAGAGUUCCUUGACAAGUUUGAGAGGAAGUUUGUGACACAAGGAGCAUACGACACACGGAACAUCUUCCAGUCACUAGAUCUUGCAUGGACAUUGCUUCGGAUCUUCCCUCGCGAACUUCUCCACCGUAUCCCGGCGAAGACCUUGGACCAGUACUAUAGCAGAGAUGCCUCCCACUGAAUCACUGAUCGUUGAUCAGUGUUCCAAUAGUUUGGCAAGUGUUGAAUAAAUUGAACAGAUUGGCUUCAUGGCCUUUUCCCUGUAUUUAUGUGUAGUCAGGUCCAAUUCUUUUCUGUUGAUGAGCGCAAGUUUUUCGUAGAUGACUCGCGGUCACGGCAAUAUUUGUGAUAUUGUGUCAUCUGUGGACUAUGGUUAAAUUUCAGUUAUUUGUUUUCUUUCACCUUCCAGAACUGUUAGCAAGAGCAUUCUGGACCAGGAUGCUCGAACACAACUGGCUGUAUGUACAUUUGUGAAUGGUGAAUAAAGAAGGGGCAAUAAACUGCUGCGAAAUA